AUGGCCGACGCCCAGGUUACGCUGCGCACGCGCAAGUUCAUCCGCAACCCACUGCUGGGACGCAAGCAGAUGGUCGUUGACGUUCUCCACCCAUCGCGCCCAAACGUGUCCAAGGAUGAGCUCCGCGAGAAGCUGUCGCAGCUCUACAAGACCUCCAAGGACCAGGUCUCCGUCUUCGGUUUCCGCACCCAAUUCGGUGGCGGCAAGUCCACCGGCUUCGCCCUCCUCUAYGACUCCGCCGAGGCCAUGAAGAAGUUCGAGCCACACUACAGACUCGUGCGGUACGGACAGGCAACCAAGAUCGAGAAGGCCAGCAGACAGCAACGCAAGCAGAGGAAGAACCGUUCCAAGGAGUUCCGCGGAACGGCCAAGACCAAGGGUGCCAGCAAGGACAAGAAGAAAUAA
This is a messenger RNA of Ramularia collo-cygni, 405 nucleotides long. Its product is annotated as 37S ribosomal protein S24. The record is from RefSeq and is a predicted model, not a curated record. Gene Ontology annotation, biological process: translation. Gene Ontology annotation, molecular function: structural constituent of ribosome. The transcript is spliced from 3 exons. Gene Ontology annotation, cellular component: ribosome. NCBI's taxonomy places the organism in Eukaryota, Fungi, Ascomycota, Dothideomycetes, Mycosphaerellales, Mycosphaerellaceae. Bases 1 to 405 code for a protein of 134 amino acids.